Ipomoea triloba (trilobed morning glory) is the source of this 2412-nucleotide messenger RNA. Its product is annotated as probable thimet oligopeptidase. Gene Ontology annotation, biological process: peptide metabolic process; proteolysis. The transcript has 20 exons. Bases 126 to 2228 code for a protein of 700 amino acids. Gene Ontology annotation, molecular function: metalloendopeptidase activity. The record is from RefSeq and is a predicted model, not a curated record. Lineage: Eukaryota; Viridiplantae; Streptophyta; Magnoliopsida; Solanales; Convolvulaceae.
CCACUUCAGAGCAUACACAAAAUUUCCCUCCUUGCAUUUGCCGCUAAGGGUGGAGAGAGAGAGAGAGAGACUGUGAAAGAGGGUUUGAGAUUUUGGCAGCUUGCGGAAGAAGAAGCACAGUGAGAAUGGAGGGAAAGCAGAGAAGGGAGAAGCAAAAGCUCAUUGCUAUCACCGGCGCCGCUGCUCUUCUCGCCGUCGCCGUCAACUUCGCCAUCACCGCUUUCAACUCUCACAGGAGGAAUCGCAAGAGAAAAGAGAUACCGGGGCUAAAUGUUCGAGUAAAUCUAUCCGCUUCCGAGAUUCUGAGAUUAGCCGACCACAUAAUUGCCAAAUCGAAGCAGGUUCACGAUACAGUUGCUUCUGUUCCUCUCGACAAGGUCAGUUGUGCAAAUGUGGUUUUACAAUUGGCAGAAUUGGAAGCAGAGCAAUUCCCUCUGAUACAGUCAUGUCUCUUUCCAAAGUGGGUUUCCACUUCUGAAGAUGUUCGCAAAGCUAGUGCUGAAGCAGAGAGAAGAAUCGAUGCUCAUGUUUCAAUUUGCAGUAAACGUGAAGAUGUUUACCGAGUUGUUAAAGCUCUGGCAUCAAGAGUAGACAGGAUGAGCACUGAAGCUAAAAGAUUGACUCAGAUCCUGGUUCGAGACUUUGAAAGAAAUGGAUUAAAUCUUACCUUAACCAAGAGAGAGGAGUUGCAGCGCUUAAGGACUCAAAUAGAUGAGCUAAGCAAGCAAUAUAUUCGAAAUCUGAAUGAUGAUACUGCUUUUCUUACUCUUAGUGAGACAGCGCUAAAAGGGUUGCCGCCAGAGUUCCUUGAGACCUUAGAAAAGGCAGAAAAUGGAAAAUUUAAAAUCAUUUUGAGAAGCCAUCAUGUUUCACCAGUUCUAGAGCUCUGCAAGGUAGGAUCAACCAGGAAAACUGUGGCUUUGGCUUAUGGAAGGAGAUGUGAAGUCAACGUCUCUGUCUUAGAAAAACUGAUUCAAUUGCGGCAUAAAUUUGCAAGAUUGCUUGGCUAUGCUAAUUUUGCUGAAUAUUCCACGGAUGUUAGAAUGGCCAGCUCAUCCUCUAAGGUUUUUGAGCUCUUGGAGAAUGUAUCUGCCAGUUUGACUGAUUUGGCAUCUAGAGAACUUGCAAUGUUAAAAGAAUUAAAGAAGAAAGAGGAGGGAGAAUUGCCCUUUGGUAUUGAGGACCUUCCGUACUACACGAAAAGGAUCAAAGAACAACAAUGUGAUCUCAACUUUGGAGCGAUUAGACAGUACUUUCCUGCUGAUUUGGUUUUAUCAGGGAUCUUUAAAAUAUGCCAAGACCUAUUUGGUUUAGGAUUUGAGGAAAAUGCAGGUGUCGAGCUUUGGCAUCCUGAUGUAAAGCUUUUUUCUGUUUCUGACUUGAGUUCUAAGGAGCCUCUUGGAUAUUUAUUCUUAGAUUUGUACUCCAGGGAAGGAAAAUAUACUCAUACUUGUGUUGUAUCUCUUCAAAAUGGUUCACUGAUCAAUGGCACAAGACAGAUUCCCGUGGCAUUGCUUGUUUCUCAAUUUGAUAAGGAAAUUGGAGCUCCUCCAGGGUUAUUGAGAUUCUCUGAAGUGGUCAAUCUUUUCCAUGAGUUUGGUCAUGUGAUACAUCACAUAUGCAAUCGUGCAUCAUUCCCCAAAUUCUCUGGGUUGCGCCUGGAUCCUGAUUUUGUCGAGAUUCCUGCCUUGCUGUUUGAGAAUUGGUGUUACGAGAGCCUCUGCUUGAAGCUGAUAUCUGGUUUCCAUCAGGAUAUCACAAAGCCUAUCAAGGAGGAACAUUGUAAUGCACUCAAGAAAUGGAGAUAUUCUUUCUCAGCAUUGAAAUUAAAACAGGAGAUAUUUUAUUGUCUUUUUGAUCAAAUUAUUCAUUCGACUGAGAAUGUUGAUAUAAUUGGGCUAUUCAAACAUCUCUACCCGAAGGUUAUGUUAGGUUUACCAAUGUUAGAAGGAAUUAAUCCAGCUUCGUGUUUUCCCCAAACUGCUAUUGGCUAUGAAGCUACUUGCUACAGUCGGAUAUGGAGCGAGGUUUUUGCAGCUGACAUAUUCACCCAGAAGUUUCGGGAUGAUAUUUUUAACCAACAAUCAGGCUUGCAAUUCCGGGACAAGGUAUUGGCUCCCGGAGGAGGUAGUGAUCCCAUUCAACUGUUGUCAGAUUUUCUUGGGAGAGAGCCGUCAGUACAAGCGUUUCUGAGUAGCAGAGUUGAUUCAAGCUCGUUUUUAUCUUGAUGGAGCAAGGUGAUUUUCUUCGUUCAAAUCCUGUAUGAUUUAAUAGUUAGCAAAAAUUCGGCAUUUUCACCCCUUUAUUGUUUUUUGCACAAGCAGUAUGUCGCAAAAAUACUGUGGGUAAAUUAUAAUUCUAUACAAAUUAUAAUGUAUUAAUAUGCUUUUCAUGGAGGUUUUUUUGUGCACC